AUGGCUUCACCCACUCCGUCAGUAGAUUCCGUUUCUGGUGGAAAUCAACUGAAUUCACUUUUGUUAGAUAUUAUACAAAAUUCAUUGGGCUCUCCGAUUUCCGAUAAUAAUUCUCUUGGUUCUCACAUAUCCUCGGAGCAAGGAGAAUUUAGGUCUUUGAUACUGCCUUGUUUUCAUACAUUUUGCCAACCCUGUUUAGAAAAAAUUCAAGAUCACCCCGAUAAGAUAACUUGCGUCGUGUGUCACCAGGACACGGUACUCUCUCUCAACAAGGGCAUCGGAGGGCUUUUAACGGACUACACUGUGAAUUUUAUUGACGGUAAUCAAGUUCCAAGAUGUACGGGAUGUAAGAAUAAAAAGACUGACGCAGUAGCCCGUUGCUUUGAAUGUAACAAUUAUUUGUGCGAAAGUUGUGUUAUGGCACAUCAAUUUAUGCAUUGUUUCGAAGGUCAUAGAGUUAUGAAUCUGGACGCGAAAGAAGAUAAUUCUAAAAACGGAUUGAACGGAAUCAACGGUCUGAACGGGCUGCACGGCAUUAAUUCCGCAUUGCCGGCAGCUUUAAAUGGGCUACUGUUAGACAAACCUGGCUUUUGCUCAAGGCAUAAAAAUGAAGUACUUAAAUAUUUUUGCUGGACUUGUUUUUCGGCCAUAUGUCAGGAAUGCACUUUGCUCGACCACCCGACAGGAUUACACGAAACGGAAAGCUUGACCGAAGCGGUGCCUAAGUUAUUAGAAAUGGUCGGUCAAACCAUUCAAGAAGGUCGCGCCAAAGCCCAAGAUAUUCGUAACAUGGUCAAAACGUUGGAACAUAACACGGCGAAAAUUCAAGUUCAGUAUCAUAAAGCUCAGAAUGAAAUAAAUGACACGUUUCAAUUCUACAGAUCCAUGAUCGAGGAAAGAAAGCAAGAGUUGUUGAAAGAAUUGGAAAAUAUUUUUUCCUCGAAACAAGUCCAAAUGUCGGUAGUGGGUCAGAAAGCUCAAGAUGCCGUUGAAAGAAUUAAUCAAACAUGUGAUAUGGUAGAAAGAAUUGCCAAAGAAGCAACCGGAUCGGAAUUAUUACUGUUUAAAAAACUCCUUGAAACUAGACUGCAACCCUUGGUGAAUCUUAACAUGGAUUUAUCGAACGCUUCACCGUGUGAUUUAGAAUUUGUUUCCAAUUAUCAAGCGAUACAAGUCGGAGUUCGAAACACUUUCGGAUACGUUCGUUCGAAUUCCGAAGUGACUUCGGGUCCGAGCAAACAACCUCCGAUCGCGAGACCAACAAGCAAUGGAAUAAGCGGAAGUGGAUCGUUAAAUGGAGUCAACAACGGAUUAUCAGGAGGAAUGGGCGGCGUUCAAAUAAACAAUGUGUUAGAAAGACAGUACGCUAAUGGACUCGCGCCUCCCCCGAGCACAUCUCCGGGCCUUUUCGAAAACAACAUAUUAUCUAAGAGAUUUAGCAGCAUCAAUUCGCUAGGCCCUUUUACUCCCACGGUGGGAGAUUUGAAUCUUAACGGCGUGAAUCCGUACGAAAAGUGGAGCAACGGUUCAAACGGUGACAUUUUUCCAAACGGGGACACCUUUUCCGUAUCACCGGGUCAAGACGUUUUAGAUUUGACAUCAAAAUUAAUGUCCACGGCGAUAUUUCCUCCGAAAUCACAGAUCAAACGACACAAAAUGAUUUAUCACUGUAAGUUUGGCGAGUUUGGCGUGAUGGAAGGUCAGUUCACCGAGCCGAGUGGAGUCGCCGUCAAUGCUCAAAACGAUAUAAUUGUUGCCGAUACAAAUAAUCAUAGAAUUCAAAUAUUCGACAAAGAAGGUAGAUUUAAAUUUCAAUUCGGCGAGUGCGGAAAACGCGACGGACAGCUAUUGUAUCCCAAUCGCGUGGCCGUCGUUAGAACUUCGGGCGACAUAAUCGUCACCGAAAGGUCGCCCACUCAUCAAAUACAAAUAUACAAUCAGUACGGGCAAUUCGUUCGUAAAUUCGGAGCCAACAUACUUCAACAUCCGAGGGGGGUCACGGUGGACAACAAGGGGAGAAUCGUCGUGGUCGAGUGCAAAGUAAUGAGAGUUAUUAUAUUCGAUCAGUCGGGUAACGUUUUACAAAAAUUCGGUUGCUCGAAAUAUUUGGAAUUUCCCAACGGAGUCGUCGUGAACGACAAAAAAGAAAUAUUCAUAAGUGACAAUCGCGCGCACUGCGUCAAAGUCUUCAGCUACGAAGGGGUUUACCUGAGGCAAAUAGGUGGGGAAGGAGUGACGAAUUAUCCGAUCGGAGUGGGAAUCAACGCAGCCGGAGACAUACUCAUAGCAGACAAUCACAACAAUUUCAAUUUGACCAUAUUCACUCAGGAUGGUCAUUUGGUUUCCGCGCUGGAAUCAAAAGUCAAACACGCGCAAUGCUUCGACGUUGCUCUCAUGGACGACGGAUCCGUCGUUUUGGCGAGCAAAGAUUAUCGUCUAUACAUUUACAGAUAUCUUCAAGUUCCUCCGCUGGGUAUUUAA
This is a messenger RNA of Pediculus humanus corporis (human body louse), 2481 nucleotides long. RefSeq names its product B-box type zinc finger protein ncl-1, putative. The transcript is spliced from 2 exons. Gene Ontology annotation, molecular function: translation repressor activity; mRNA 3'-UTR binding; protein binding. The record is from RefSeq and is a predicted model, not a curated record. Bases 1 to 2481 code for a protein of 826 amino acids. Gene Ontology annotation, biological process: negative regulation of translation. Lineage: Eukaryota; Metazoa; Arthropoda; Insecta; Psocodea; Pediculidae.